Rhipicephalus sanguineus (brown dog tick) is the source of this 695-nucleotide messenger RNA. RefSeq lists its product as uncharacterized. The transcript has 3 exons. The coding region runs from base 240 to 635 and encodes 131 amino acids. The record is from RefSeq and is a predicted model, not a curated record. NCBI's taxonomy places the organism in Eukaryota, Metazoa, Arthropoda, Arachnida, Ixodida, Ixodidae.
GUUUUAAAGCUAUAGGUUGACCUAUAGCUACCUGGAAAAGCAAAGCACUGAACAUUACAUAACCCAUUCGAAUCAUUGCGGUAGUUUUUCAUCUUAGACAUAGUGCUGAACUGAAAACUUUCAUAACACUGAUGCCAUCACUUCUUUUUCAGCCUUCAUGGAAAGGAUACUACAAGUGUUAAAUAGCAUAAAGCACACCCAGCAAGCCCAUUUGCAAUAUUUCAACGAGCUGCUAAGUAAUGCCAACAGUGCAGCUCCGCACCCUCAUGGCCUCCCAGACCUGCCUUUCUCGAAUGUGGCGGAUGUUCUCGCGUAUGAGGAGAACCUCGAGACAGACAGACAGCCAAGCUGAUGAUCAAAUGAAAAAGUACAUGGCUGUACAAGAGGGAGAUUCGACGAAACAGAGAAGAACACGUGUACUGCAGUCCCUCCUCAGCUGGAAUUCUGCAGUGGGCUUCAGUUGGUUUGGCACAAAGGGAAAAAAAAGAAUCUGUGAACUGCUCCUCUGCAAGCUGAUGUGCGGCGUGUUGACUAAUGACAUCCAAAACCCGAAUGCGAGCCUGAAGGAUGUGGAGAAGGCUGCGAUGACCUGGUUCCGUCAUACUGCUGAGCGGCUUGCCGCGCAACAAAAAUAGUUUCUUUCUUUGUUUGUUCAACUAAUAAGAUAAUCCUGAAGGUCAGUUAUUUGCUGCAAA